AUGUCGCCCCGUGCAGUUUUGCGUUGGUCAGUGGAAGAGACCACAGUGGAGAAGGUGUCAGUGGAUGAGACCGCAGGGGAGGAGGAGGCUACAGAGGAGGCGGUGUCAGUGGAGGUGGCUACAGAGAAGAAGGCUACAGGAGAGAAGAAGGUCACAGCGGAGGAGGUCUCUGUGGAGGAGGCUACAAUGAAGGAAGUCUCAAUGGAUGAGGCCACAGUUGAGGAGGAAGCUACACUAGAGUCGGUCUCGGUGGCAGAGGUCUCAGCUGAGGAGGUAACGAUGGAGGAGGCCACAGUUGAGGAGGAGGAGGCCCCAGGGAUCAGAUAUGGGUUUGAUCCAGAGAACAUAGUACACAGGAGGAGCACCCGCAACAUCUGA
This is a messenger RNA of Knipowitschia caucasica, 378 nucleotides long. NCBI's taxonomy places the organism in Eukaryota, Metazoa, Chordata, Actinopteri, Gobiiformes, Gobiidae. The record is from the annotation of a GenBank genome assembly.